Molecule: messenger RNA, 963 nt
Organism: Phaeodactylum tricornutum CCAP 1055/1
Lineage: Eukaryota; Bacillariophyta; Bacillariophyceae; Surirellales; Neidiaceae
Exons: 1
Coding region: 1-963 (320 amino acids)
Molecular function (GO): serine-type endopeptidase activity; protein binding
Source: RefSeq, a predicted model, not a curated record
AUGCCCUCGAACGAUCCAUUGUGGGCUGCCGCGUCGCCGAAUCCGUCGACCUCUUCCUGGUUUGCGGGAGCGACGACGACAAAACUCCUCGUCAUUCUUUCCGUGGUUGCGUACGGGACAAUGCACACACAAAAGACGUUCCCCGCGUGGCAGUUUGAUGCUCAACUGAUUCGUGACGGACAAUGGCACCGCUUAUUCUCUUCCAAAGUUGCCUUUGGUACUCCGGGUACGGCACUCCUAGGCACGACGCUCGGCGUCCUAUUCUCCCGACAGUUUGAACGUGAACUCGGUAGUAGGCGGUUCGUCUCGUUCGUUCUCUUUGUCCAAAUUGUCGCCGUACUGUUGGAAGCGGGUUUGUUGGCCACCGCGUUUCCGUACCCUUGGCGGUACUCGGGACCCUACGCUCUUCUCGGCGCUGCCUUUCGCCUCUACCACGUCCAUACACCCCGCCUACAUCCACGCUUUUUUGGAGUCCUCGGAUUUUGGUGUUCCGAAAAGGCGGUCUACUAUCUAUGGAUGCUGCAACUGACAGGGUCCGGCGGAUACUCCACCGUUGGAGCUACGGCCACGGGAUGGCUCGCCGCAGUUCUUUACACGCGUCUCGGUAGUACCAGCAGCAGUGGCAUUGCCCAUCUACCCACCGUUUUGGAUAUUCCGGAUUGGCUCGUGGCGUUAUGGAAACCAAUAGGAGAUCGCGUCGGUGAUGUUCCGCCGAGGUUGUUGGUUCCGCGCACGGCAGCGGCGGGGCGACCGGGCUUCGCGCCCGCACCCCAUCCCAUCUUUGGAGGGCAGCCGUUACCCCCGCCCGCUCCCACCGUACGUACUCCUGUCGUUGUUGAACCGGAUCCAGCCGCCCGGGAACAACUUUUGCUCAUGGGCUUUGACGCCGACGCCGUGGAGCAAGCCCUCCGGGAGACCCGGAACGACGUGAAUCGAGCGGCGGAUCGCCUACUCAACCAGUAA